GAGUCGGCGCGGUCAACUUUAGCGGGCUCCAUUCUCAUUUUUAUUAUUAAAAAAAAAGAAAAAGAAGAAGCUAUAAAUAAGCCAGCAGUUCACACUUUCUCUCCUCACCUUCUAAUUCCAGAAAACCCAAUUCUUGAGCUGCUCUUCAUCUACAGGCAAGUUUCAAAAUGGCUCUAACAGAUGGGUUGGAAAUCCCUAAACAAGUGCUGGAUGCAGAAAUCAAAUCCUUUUAUGACUCAGCUCCUCCUUUAAAGAACAGGGAUGACGUCAGUGAAAAACUUGAGGCAUUUGUUAAAAAGAAUUCGCAACCUUCUGGAAAUGGAGGAGCUAGGAGGGUGGUUUGUGUAACCUCUGGUGGUACCACGGUUCCUCUGGAGCAACGAUGUGUGCGCUACAUUGACAACUUCAGCUCAGGUCACAGAGGAGCAGCUUCCACAGAGUACUUUUUGAAGGCAGGCUAUGCUGUUAUCUUUCUGUAUCGGAGGGGAACCUGCCAACCAUAUUGCAGAUCUCUUCCCGAUGAUCCGUUACUUGAAUGUCUGGAAAUUUUGGACGAGUCAAACAUUCAAGUUCACCAGUCCCAUUCACAAGCAGUGAGGAGUGCUAUCACUAAGACUCAUGCUGCAGUAGCAGAUGGCCUCUUGCUGAAACUUCCCUUUACAACAAUAUUUGAGUAUCUCCAGAUGUUGCAGAUGGUUGCGUUUACAAUACGAAGUAUUGGACCACAUGCCAUGCUAUAUCUUGCAGCAGCAGUAUCUGACUUUUACGUCCCUUGGAAGAGCAUGGCAGAACACAAAAUUCAGUCAGGGUCGGGUCCAUUGGAUAUGCGACUUGUUCAGGUGCCAAAGAUGCUCUUAGUGCUGAGGAAAGAAUGGGCCCCCAUGGCCUUCUGCAUAUCAUUCAAGCUAGAAACAGAUUCAAAGAUCCUGUUAGAGAAAGCUGAUAUGGCUCUUAGGAAGUACAAGAUGCAUAUGGUUGUAGCCAAUGAGCUUUUGAGCCGAAAAGAAGAGGUUGUGGUUGUCACCAGCAAUGAAAAGAUUUCAGUUCGCCGAAACAAGUCUCUGGGUGUUGAUGAUGUGGAGAGCGCCCUUAUUGAGCUUCUUGUGGAGAGGCAUUCAGCCUAUGUUGAGAAUUCUGAUCUAUGAUCAAGAUUCAAGACUGAUUUCAUCUGAAGGUGUAACAAGAUAGUUCUCUUUCCGGCUAAGAUUACCUACUAAUUUGUGGACUAUGUCAUCGACCUUGGAGAAAUAUAGUUUUUAUCUCUGUACUUGCACAAAAUUUGCUGUUGACAGCAAUCAGAUUUUUGCAUACUAUAUCACACAUUGGAGGGGAGAUAGGGAAAAUAUUAUCUCUCUUGUAUGUCAUGGAACUGUAGAGUUUCAGUUAAUAAAGCUCAAGUCUUAUUGUCUC
Messenger RNA from Rosa rugosa (rugosa rose), 1410 nucleotides. RefSeq names its product phosphopantothenate--cysteine ligase 2-like. The record is from RefSeq and is a predicted model, not a curated record. Gene Ontology annotation, molecular function: phosphopantothenate--cysteine ligase activity. NCBI's taxonomy places the organism in Eukaryota, Viridiplantae, Streptophyta, Magnoliopsida, Rosales, Rosaceae. Gene Ontology annotation, cellular component: cytoplasm; nucleus. Gene Ontology annotation, biological process: coenzyme A biosynthetic process. The coding region runs from base 168 to 1145 and encodes 325 amino acids. The transcript has 10 exons.